Messenger RNA from Zophobas morio, 763 nucleotides. RefSeq names its product U4/U6.U5 small nuclear ribonucleoprotein 27 kDa protein-like. The transcript is spliced from 4 exons. The record is from RefSeq and is a predicted model, not a curated record. Gene Ontology annotation, cellular component: precatalytic spliceosome. Bases 137 to 763 code for a protein of 208 amino acids. Gene Ontology annotation, biological process: RNA splicing. Lineage: Eukaryota; Metazoa; Arthropoda; Insecta; Coleoptera; Tenebrionidae.
UAUUUAGCUAAUAUAGAUACUUUAAUAAUAUUUUUCCAAUAAACAGAAAAUAUUUUUUUGGAAUAUUUUUAAAAAUUUUUGUUAUAGUCUAUGUUUAACCCCCCUUAUGAGGCCAUUCUUUUGAUUUUUAAGCUGCAUGUCAUACGUCGAUCUUGAUAAUCCAGAUAAUCACAGUCGGCACGGAUCUAAUCGUUCUCGACGUGAAAAAGACCAUGAAAAGGAAAGGAACAAAGAAAUUCAUAAAGACCGGUAUAGGGGUAGAGACAGAAGCAAAGAAAGGAGCAAAGAUAAAAGAAGUCGUAGUAGAAGCAGGAGGAAAACAAAAGACCGUUCCCGAAGUAGAUCCAGAAACCGUACUCGCAAUAAAGAUCGUAAAACUCGGGUGGAAAUUGACGAAUUUGGAAGAGAGCGAGUUCGAACUUCCGCAUCCUUAACUUCCGUUGUUAAUCGUAAAAUCAGACGAGCACAAAAAAUAAAGAGGAACAAAUCGCGAAGCAGAAGCACUAAAAGAAGGAGCAGCAAAACUACGAAAGAGAGCAGUUUUCAGAGGAGCGAGAGUAGUCAGCAAAAGAAUGGUGAGGGCGAACUUGAAAGUGAUGAUGAAGCUGCCGCUAUGUACAAGCUGCUUGGCUUUAAUGCAUUUUCUUCUACUCACGGCAAAAAAAUUGAUGGAGCCGAUAUAUCUGCUGUAGGUCUUUCCUCUAAACGCAAAUACCGGCAGUACAUGCACCGGCGAUCUCGAAGCGCUUUUAUACAUGAAUAA